GUCUUAACACGGAAGUCUCCUCGCGCGGCUGAGUCACAUGACCGUUUCCUGCCAAAGCAGUAAAUAGCAGGCGAGCUAGCAGACAUGCUAUGCAGCUAUUUCCAAUAUCAGCAGAUUAGACAUGUUUUAUCUCUUAUUUAACAUAGCCAGUCAACAGUUCGGCGUCUGCGAGGUGUGCGGUGCGUUUCUAUAAGCGAUGAACUUACAGCUUCACUCCGUAUCAUAAAGCAAGCUCGUCCACUUAAUCACAUUAGCUUAACGCUAGCGAGCUGAGUUAGCGUCUAAAGGAGGUUUUGUUGCUAGUGACUAUGCAAGGGGAAACAGCGGCUAUACGAAUCGCGGAAAACGAAGGCAAGCUGGAUGUAUUUCCCCAGAACAAGACCCCAAGCUCGGGGAGAGCAAGUGCCAAAAGCUGGCAGUAUAGUGACCACAUGGAGAAUAUUGAUGGCUACUUGAUGAAGUACACCAACCUGGUAACAGGGUGGCAAUACAGGUUCUUUGUCUUAAACAAUGAGGCGGGCUUGCUGGAGUACUUUGUCAAUGAGCAGUCGCGGCCCCAGAAGCCCCGCGGCAUGCUCCCCCUGGCGGGGGCCGUCAUCUCCCCCAGUGACGAGGACUCGCAUACCUUCACUGUCAACGCCAUCAGCGGGGAGCAGUACAAGCUCAGGGCCACCGACGCCAAAGAGAGGCAGCACUGGGUGAGCAGACUGCAGAUCUGCACGCAGCACCACACAGAGGCCAUGGGGAAGAGUAAUCCCCCACCCAAGUCCCGCAGCUACUCUAUGGCAUCUCAAGGUAGUGGCAGCUCACCCAUGUCCAUGCGCAGACCAAGCCAGAACCCUGCCAACUUAUUCAACUGGUCACAGAUGCAUAAGGGCUCGUCACUCUACUCCAGCAAGAGGUCCUUGCUGCCAGACCACCUAAUGGAUGCCAGAGAGAUGAUGACCCAGGCCCAGGGCCAGCACAGAGACCUGAUCCAGAGCAUAGAGGGCCUGCCUGCAGCACCCGGCCUCUCCCCUCUAGACCAGGAUCUGCUGAUGCUUAAAGCCACUUCCAUGGCCACCAUGACCUGCCUCAACGAGUGCCUGCACAUUCUACACCUGCAGCAGGUGGCCAGGCAGAGAGGCUCCCUGGGAGGACCCACCAUCGAGUGGCUGGAGCCCAAGCUGCCCGACAUCCUGAAGAACGGCAGCAGCUCGCUGGGCAGCUUCACGACAGGAGAGGGCCCGCUGGAGGGGAGUCGCUUGGAGCUCAGCAGCCCCGAGUCCUGCAGCUUCUCUGGGGAGCAGGAAGACAUAGAAGCAGAGGAUGAGUUGGAGGACUCCUUCUCAGACAAAGAGGAAGACCUGGGCGCUGUGGAGGAGGAGCGCAGCGUCAUCCUACACCUGCUGUCACAGCUGAAGCUGGGCAUGGACCUCACGCGGGUGGUCCUCCCCACCUUCAUCCUGGAGAAGCGCUCUCUGCUGGAGAUGUACGCCGACUUCAUGUCACACCCAGACCUCUUUGUCGCCAUCACCGACGGCAGCAGCCCGGAGGACCGCAUGGUCCGUUUUGUCGAGUACUACCUCACCUCCUUCCACGAGGGCCGCAAGGGCGCCAUCGCCAAGAAGCCCUACAACCCCAUCAUCGGCGAGACCUUCCACUGCUCCUGGAAGGUACCCAAGAAACCAGAGGCCUCCAAGGAGCCCUCACAGGGAAGCCCCGACCCAGCCGCCUCCCAGGACUGCUACCAAGUGCGCUUUGUGGCGGAGCAGGUGUCCCACCACCCACCUGUGUCUGGCUUCUACGCCGAGUGCCAGGAGAGGCGGAUGUGCGUGAACACACACGUGUGGACCAAGAGCAAGUUCAUGGGGAUGUCCAUUGGAGUAUCCAUGAUAGGAGAAGGUUGUCUUCAUCUGCUGGAACAUGAUGAAGAGUACACCUUCACGUUGCCCUGUGCGUACGCGCGCUCCAUCCUCACAGUUCCCUGGGUGGAACUGGGCGGCAAAGUCAACAUCGGCUGCACCAAGUCGGGCUACUCAGCAGUCAUCACUUUUCAGACGAAACCUUUUUAUGGUGGAAAACUACACAAAGUAACGGCCGAGGUGAAGCACAACACCACCAACGCGGUGGUGUGUCGUGUGCAGGGCGAGUGGAACGGUGUCCUCGAGUUCAGCUACACCAGCGGAGAGACGAGGGUGGUCGACGUCACCAAGCUGCCCGUUACAAGGAAGCAAGUUCGGCCUGUUGAGAAGCAAGGACCAACCGAAUCCAGACGCCUGUGGCAGCAUGUCACAGAGUCCUUACGGCAGAAGGACAUUGACAAAGCCACAGAGCACAAGAGGAUCCUGGAGGAGAGGCAGCGGUCCGAAGAGAGGCACCGUGCCGAGACCGAAACCGCGUGGAGGACCAGAUACUUUGACAGGGAGGGUGACGGCUGGGUUUAUCACAAACCACUUUCAAAAAACUCUGCUCUCAAAACCUAGUUUCUUCACUCUGUAUCUUGGAUGUUGAUAUUGUAGAUUCAGGAAUGUGUGUGAUUGAGUGUGUGUGCGUGAGAGAGAGAGAGAGUGUGUGUGUGUGUGUGUGUGCACACGAAUUGUGGACGGUUAUGAAACGAGAGCAUGACCUGCACUGACAUACAGAUGAAUGCAACAUGGGGAGAAGGAUCAGAGAGACAACAUGACUAACGAUGUUCUCGAAUCUCACUCAUGACGUUCACGAAGCCUCCGAGUACAAGCUUUUGUACUGCUGAUCAGUCUUUUUUUUUUUUUUAAUAAUCAAAUGUCAAUGAAAACAUAUUCUUGUACAGGUAACGGUACUCUAUUUACACAGCCUUAAGAAAGUCAGAUGAAUGAUGCUCUAAGUUUGGGUUCUGCUGAUCAACUUGGGAUCUUUUUUUUUUUUUUCUUCUUCUUUUUAAGCUGUGAUAACACACUAAGGUGAGGAGUUAUUUCCUAAUAUUAGAUAUCCAACAUAAAGAAAACCUAAAUAAUUGUUACACUGCCCGAUGAAUUCCAUGCUGGGAAACUGUCUUAAAAUGGAUUUGUAAAGUUGCUGUUAAUGAUCUUCUUUUUCUGCUAAACCCAACAACAGUCGACCAUACUGAAAUAGAAGAAAUUUCCACUGUAAUUGAGUAUAUUUACAUGCACACAGUAUUCUGAUUUGAGGUAAGUAAGUUAAAGAAAUGGUCAAAAUUAAAGCAGCAAAGGAUGAAAUACUCUAAUUUAGUCUCCAGUAUGAGUCAAGUUACAAAAGCACUUUAGAAUCCUAAAAUUCCCAUGAUGCAACUUGGUAAACUAGACCCUCCCUGCAUGGUAAACAACCCCCCAGUUUGUAACUCAGUAUUUCUGUUAUAAAUUUGAAGUCUCCAAGCCCAAGUUGAGUUUAAUUUAUUAGUAUUCAUGCUCACAAUUAACAACAGAGUUCACAUUUAUAAAAAAUAUAUCUAUACAUGACUGUACGUCAUAAAAAUAUACACAUCUGUAUACACACAUGCACCCAUACAGUCAUACUCAUACAUAUGCAUUUACAAAUACAACCAUACACUUAAUAUACAACCAUUCAUCCAUUUUAAAAUGCCAUAAAAAAACAACAAUAUACAAGACAAACAAAAUCAGCACGGUUAUAUCCUCAGAAACAUAAGAUAGCCGCACUUCUCAUGAAGUAAACCUAUCUUCAUGUUUAAAAUUGGUGGAUUGCUCCUUUAACCAUGCAGUUCUGACAUUGUUUCUGACUUUACUCAAUCGUCAGGGUAUUUCUUUAAUUGGUCAGAUUAAUCGUGUGCAUUUAGAUAUACGACAUUAUCGACAUGAUGAGCUCUAUAGCUCUAAAUUCUCAUUUAUUAAAUUGUUCUUUGAUGCGAUAUUGAUGUAUUGACCCAGUCACAUUGCUGGAAUGGCAUGUCAUAGACUAGAAAUAACCAAAUUUUAAAUAUUCAAUUGAAUGAGUCACAUGUGAAUGCAUUUAAAGAUUGCUACACCACUUUUUUUUUUUUUUUUUUUUUUAAAUUUCUCCUUUUUUGUUCUGUGGUUUUGCAGUGGACGGAAGAAUUGUACAUGCAUGAAAGCAGAGUCUCUCUGUUCACAUCGAUUGCAGCAAGUAUACUACUCCUGUGUCUGCGUUACUUAAAUUUAUAAAUGUCUGGUGUAAAAGCUUUUAACCAAAUUUUGCUUGUUUUGUAAUGCAAAUAAAUAUAUUUCUUUGAA
Messenger RNA from Thunnus maccoyii (southern bluefin tuna), 4187 nucleotides. RefSeq names its product oxysterol-binding protein-related protein 11-like. The record is from RefSeq and is a predicted model, not a curated record. The coding region runs from base 309 to 2465 and encodes 718 amino acids. NCBI's taxonomy places the organism in Eukaryota, Metazoa, Chordata, Actinopteri, Scombriformes, Scombridae. The transcript is spliced from 13 exons. Gene Ontology annotation, cellular component: cytosol; membrane; intracellular membrane-bounded organelle. Gene Ontology annotation, molecular function: sterol binding.